UCUGUGUCUGUAUCGGAGAGCACCCGUCCCAGGAGUGUGGUGGUGGAGUUUCAGGUGCAGAGCUCCAGUCUUCUCCCCACAGUCAUCAUCCUCUCUGUCAACCCAGAGUUAGCAGUGUUUGAGACGCCCAUCGUAAACCCUACUAAAGUCUCUGGGAUCUUCAAUGUCCAGGUCGGAACAGCCAAUUUAGUCAAAUAUCAGUUCUCAGGUAUCUUUAUUGUCAUCUGCUUUUUAUACUGAUGAAGACAUUAAAAAAUGUAACAUUCUAACCUAACCCAAGCUUCAUGUCCACACCCUGGCACAACCCUAGUCUCAACCCUAACUUCAUGUCCACAUCCCAGUUCAACCCUAACCCUAGCUUCAUGUCCACAUACCAGUUCAACCCUAACUCUAGCCUCAACUACAACCCUGACCCCCAACCAUAACCCUAACUUCAUGCCCACAUCCCCGUUCAACCCUAACCCUAACUUCAUGUCCACAUACCAGUUCAACCCUAACUCUAGCCUCAACUACAACCCUGACCCCCAACCAUAACCCUAGCUUCAUGUCCACAUACCAGUUCAACCCUAACCCUAGCCUCAACUACAACCCUGACCCCCAACCAUAACCCUAGGGUUAUGUCCAUACGCCAGCUUAACCCUAAACCUAGCCACCUAACCCUAACCUCUGUUUUGCACAUGGACAAAUGAGACAUUAGUAAAGAUACAUGUUUUGCAACUAAUAUUGUGUAUAUGUGUAGAUAGUGUUGAACGGUUCUCUGGACUAUGAGAAGGCCAGCAUGGUGAGUGUUCGUCUGGGCCUGGUCACUCCAUCAGGCCGUGUAGACCAAACCUUCCAUAUCAGAGUGGUGGAUGAGAACAACACGCCACAGUGUGAACCUCUGUUCCAGCUGCCUGGUAACACAACCUCACCCCAACCACUACACAUACAUUAUACACUGUUUACGUGGCUAUUUCGAUGUUAUACUAUGGUAUAAGGUCAGUGUAUUGUUAAGAGGGACGUUGUAAUGAAUAGAUGGGCUGAUGAGUGUUUGUGUACAGGAGCUGAGGUUCAUGUCCCUGAGAACCUUCCUGUUCCUGUGACUCUCUACACUGUCCUGGCCUCCGACCCAGACCGCAACGACACUCUCUCUGUAAUAUACACACUACCUCCUCAUUACUUUAUGAUCUCAAUUGUAUUACUGUACCAAUACAUUGUCUAAUCAUAUUUAGUAUAGGUUUAGACCGAGUGUUGAUACCCGUUCUGGUUUGUGCGGCAGUUCUCUAUCAGUCAGGUCCUGCCCAACACCUCCAAAGAACAGUUCCACAUCAGUGGAGGUGGCAGCAUCAUCUCAAACCAACCAUUUGAUUAUCACACAGGGCCAAGGGUGAGGGUGUGAUAUGGUUGACCUUUAUGUAUAAAGAGAGAUUUUAGAAGUUUGUUUUAUCAGAAUGAUUUCCUCCUCGUGUGAUGCUGUUGAACAGGAGUUGAUGCUGUCUGUGGUUGUGAGAGACAAACAUGGGGCUAACUGCACUGGGACAGUCAGGAUCAAGGUGCUGAAAGUCUACAACCCUCCCCUGGAUCUGCUGUGAGUUCAGCAGAGAUGGAAUGAUGCCAUGCCUUCUGAAUGUUUAUCUAUCACCCCCAGUCCUAAGAGGUUUCAUUUCUGGGGUUUAUGAUACGAUUUGUGUUUAUCAGAUUUAAAUGUUAAAAGCUUGGUUAAUCCAGAUCUCUUGUCAGUCUUGUUUCCCAGAAUGUGUCCACCUUUGAGAACCAAGGACCCGAGGAUAUUGUAGCUAUCGUCAGAGCUAACCUCACCAUCCCUGAUGUACUCUACACUUUUGUGAAAGAUUAUCCCCAUUUCAAGAUUGGUAGAGGUUCGGAUUUUCUAAUUCUUAUCUCACCAAUAAUAUGUGAAGAAAAUCAAUGUUUUUAUAAUAUCCUCUAUGCAUUGAGAUGCAUAAAUAGCUGAAUCCUAAUUUGGGAUUUCAACGUGAAACUCAAUUUUCUUUGCGUAAAUCCUCGACAUCAGUGCAUAAUGAUCUGUUUCCUACAUAUAUUUAAUUGUUAGGGAACUACUACCAAAUAUCACUUAAAUUGGUACAGCACUCUCACUAACGGGUGCAACAAAUAUAGCCAAUUACAAGGCACACCUCAAAAUAUGUUAAUCAGUGAGAAACAACAAUACCAUGCACCCACUGGUGUUCAAAAGGUUUUUGGCGCUCCAAAAAUGCGGUAUGAUACUAUAUUCUGAAUUACAGUAAAUAACUGGCAGUAAUUAGUUAAUGUAGAGUUUCAGGACAUGGUUUGUAGAAUUCCUAAAAUACAGUAUUUUACUUUAUUCUGUGGUGGUACACCGUUCUCAUUCCUGGGUGCAACAAAUAUAGCCUCUUACAACCUUAAUAUGUUAAUGAGCCAGAGAUUCUUUGCCCUCCCACAUUUUCCCACAGUGCACCAUAAUUAAUACUGUAAAGCACAUUUACGGUAUUUUACGGUGCAUCUUACAGUAUUUUACUGUUGAAAGUACAUGAAGGUCUUACAGUGUGCUGCAAAACAAAUGUAUGGUAUUUUACUGGGCAUUAUACAGUAAUCUAGUGUGUACAGUUUAUACAGUGUCAUUUGGUCGAUUAAUACAUCAAGUUACCGAUAACAUUACAAAAAACGGCUAACAGUGAAGGAUUUGCGCCCAAAGUGUUGAACUGUCUCUCUUCCUGUCUUGUCCUAUCAGAGGACGGUAUCAUCAGAACAGCCUAUAACCUGGACCUGGAGGCGGAGCGGGCCCUGGCCCAAAGUGUUCUAUUGGUCAGAGCCUACAGUGUGGCAGUGGAACGCUCUGCUACCGCCACUGUCACGGUCAACGUUUUGGAUGUCAAUGAGUUCCCACCUUUCUGCUUCCCCUCAGUGUUUGUGUAAGUAACAUGACUCCACUGGAUCACUGGGCACCUGACUAAAAUCAGCCUUAUAUUACUAAAGUAUAUUUUUGAUAGAUUACAUUAGGUCAUGUCUAUGGCCAGGAGUUUUCUAUGACCAUGUUACGUGACCAUAACUCCUAUAACUGGGGUCCAUAGUUUUUUUGGUUAGGAGAAACUCUGGGGCCUACUCAUGUGCAGACUGCAGUGCCCCAAAGGCUGACUCAAGAGGAGGAAGCGUAGAGAGGAUAUAGGGGUGUAUAGUGUUAGACUAAUGGUGGUCAUUAGGACAAGACAAGCAUCAUUAUACAGUCUCCUUCACUACAGAUGAAUGACCACCCAGCCUGUAUGACCUACUUCAUACCCACCAUCAUUAUCCCUAUCAGGCUACAGCCUAAUUAUGAAUGAUGAUAUGUAUUAUUGGACAGAGGUUGGAGAUAAUUGGGUCUUAGCUGAAUUACUUUAGAACUGCUUUGAAUCAGUGCAGAGAAAUGAGUCCCAUUUGGGUCUGGGAUAAGGCGCUUAUGCAGUGUGUGAGGUUAAUUAUUGUUAUACAUAUUAGCUCAAAUAAAACAGAUGUUUAUAGUCUAAGAAAUGUAAGAAGCUGAACUUAAACAGUUUGAUAAUUUCACCUUUCUGUAAAUGGUUUUGGAAACAGAAAUAGAACAGCCGUUUGCCAGAUUGAACACAGACUGUGUGUCCUGUUGUGUUGUAGGCUGGAGGUGUCAGAGACCACUGAGGUGGGCAGCAGUCUGGGCUCACUGACCUGUGUUGACAUUGACGUCAGUAACCAGAGUGUGUCUCUCACACUUGUCGAGAACAGAUUAUCACUGUUCAAAUUCCGCCUCAGAGACGGACAGCUCCAGGUAACCAUGAUAAUGACAUAACAAUGCAUAACAUUUGAAGUGAGGGCUCGAUUCAAUCCGUAGCGCAGAAUAUCUGCAUUGUAGCGCGGUUCACAUUUAAAGGUAUUUUCCGAUUGAGCCGACAUAUGCAGCGGUUACAGUGAAUGCAGUCUCUGCGACUGCCUUUAAUUGUCAAUCGCGCUAUAAAGCCGAUCUUCAGCGAUACGGAUUGAAUUGAGCCCUGAAUCUUCCUGCCAGGUAAACAACACUCUGGACUACGACUCUGCAGAGAUAGCUACCAAUAACUUCCAGUAUGAGGCCACCAUCUUGGCUAUGGACACAGGCACCCCUCCUCUCACAUGUCAGUUUACUUUGUGUUGUUCCGUGUGUGUGUGUCAUGUACACAGUACACCAUCAUCUAAUGUAUGUGGCAGUUUACUUCAAAGUUAUAGGAUGGCAGUAUAACACAGUUUCUCUCUGUAUCCAGCCCAGGUGCGUGUGCUGGUCAGUGUGACCCCAGUCAAUGAACAUGAUCCAGCAUUUCAGACUUUGUUCUUCAGUGUCCCAGAGGGCACCAGGCCUGGUACGGCAGUGGGGACGGUGGUGGCCAGAGACACAGACUGGCCCUUUGACAACAUCCGCUACUCCAUCACUUCAGGAGAUGCCAUGUUCACUAUUGACCCUGAGGGAGGUGAGGCUACAGCUGAGCACACAGGGAUCAUCUUAAGAUUAUUAGUUAACAUUUAACAUCCAUAAAUAUGUUGCAUGUACCAACAUGUAGAGUGGCCCCUUCUCUCUCUCCAGGGGAGCUGUAUCUGGGCGGAGAGCUGGACUUUGAGGAGCAGCAGGUGUAUGUAGUGAGGGCUCAGGCUGAGGAUUAUGAACAGGAUGUGGACCGUACCAACCGCAAGAGAAGAACAGUGGACAUCACUGUGCAAGUGGAGGUGAGGAAUGGACAGAGAGCUAAAGCCCCAUUGUACAUUUAUCUAGUACAGUAUAACAGAGUACAUACUUUCAGACAUUUAUCCAUAUAAUACCAUAGAUUAAAUAGUUUUGGAUGUAAACUGUGAAAACUAAUAUGAUUACUGUGUAUCCAUUCCAUCCUCUCUCUUCUCUGUCAGGAUGUGAAUGAUAAUGCUCCAGUGUGUGACCCAAUCUCCUAUGAGUCCACCAUCUUCUCCACCUUGUCUAAUAAACUCCCCAUCCUCUCACUCAGCUGCACUGAUGCAGACGACGACGAACUAACAGCUACCAUCGCUAACGGUACAGUGUGUUUAUGUAACUGAGUGUAUGUUUCAGUUUACACUAAUAUUCCCCAGCUGAAGAUUUUUUGCAUAUCUGAGCAUGUGUGAUUUCAUUAAUGACAGGUGCUGCAGUGGACCGGUUUCUGAUGACCGGGUUGAGUCUCUUCUCCAAAAAUGUGUUCUCCUACGUAGUGGAUGGGGUUUAUGACCGCACCAUGUUUGAAGUCACCAUUUCUGUGUCGGAUGGCAGGCAUCACACUGCGACUGUGGCCUACAUCUAUGUAGUUCCCUGGACCACUACUGUUCCUACUACUACCACUACAGUAAGAUCAGCCCUGUAGAGACAUGGUACACACCACUGUAACACAGCUACUGCAUAUGAAGGAAAACCUUUUACAAUAGGAGACCCAUAAGAGACUGUAUCAUCUCUCUGCUGUCCCUCCUCUAGGCCAAGCCUCCACAGGUGGUCACUGUGAUGUCAGACUACUGGGAUCCAGAACCUUGGUUUGUUGCCGUGGUGACGGUUACCGGUGUCCUGCUCCUGGUAGUCACAAGUCUGCUCAUCUGGACCAUACUGAGCCGGUGAUCACCCCCCACACACACUGAUCACCUGUGCCCAACUCUCUCGCUCUAGACUCUCUAUAAAAGAGAUAAGAAUAAGUCUGAAGUGAUGAUGUCGAGCAAGGUUGCACAACUCUGGUCCUUCACGACCUCUGUUCAAUUAAUCCGCUCACUGAAGAGUUCACAAGACCUGCUCUCCCAUGGAAGCAGCAGGGUUUUCGGGCAGGGGUUAAGGUAUUAUAACAGUUCAUAAUAAGCAUUUUAUGUUUAUGCCUGCAGCGUCUAUGGUUGGGGACUAAAAUACGUGCCUGAACCUACAUCAAAUAAGACGUGAGUGCCAUUAGAGAACCAAGUUGUGAAUUAUAAACGUUUUACCACUAACUCACAACGUACUGUAUAAUAUGUUAUCUGAGCAGGGAAGAGAUCGGCAAAAUGAGCACAGAAGUGAGUCAAAAUGGAGCCAAUGAAAAUGACCAGGUAAGUUUGGAUCAAUGGUUUCCAAUUGCAUCCUGCUAAGAAUAAAUGAUGUGGAACAACAUGGGUUUACCUUUGAAUGUGUUUCUCCAAGGCCUCACUAGAUGGCACUCUAAGUCUGUCUAAAGUCAGCAUACAAGACGACCUGAUGGUAGGUGUUCAUUGCCUAUGGAAAACUCUAUUAUGGGUUACAGUCUGCAUGAGGUCCAGGCUUAAUAGAGAUUUAACUUGUCAUUUCUGUUCUCUCAGAGGUUUGAUGGGAAGGCACAAGAUCCAGGUAAGAGCUGUGCUUACAAACCGGUUUCAAAAUGUUCCAAUAUUCAUAUUAAGCAAAUCAUCUUCUGGAAUUUAUCAAAACAUACGAAUUAAUCCAAUGUUUUCAGGCCUAAAAUGUGAGAAGUAAUUCGAAAACAUGUUUUUUGUUAGUUUCAGGGCGCAGUUACCUGUUCAAGUCGACCACU
Molecule: messenger RNA, 6473 nt
Organism: Coregonus sp. 'balchen'
Lineage: Eukaryota; Metazoa; Chordata; Actinopteri; Salmoniformes; Salmonidae
Source: the annotation of a GenBank genome assembly